Molecule: messenger RNA, 379 nt
Organism: Staurois parvus
Lineage: Eukaryota; Metazoa; Chordata; Amphibia; Anura; Ranidae
Source: the annotation of a GenBank genome assembly
AGAGGAGAAAAACAAGAAAAAAAAAAUAUUCUGAACCAAUGGACUGCAGACACAGAACAGGAGAUGACCAGAGACUGCGGACACAGUACAGGAGAUGACCAGAGACUGCGGACAGUACAGGAGAUGACCAGAGACUGCGGACACAGUACAGGAGAUGACCAGAGACUGCGGACACAGUACAGGAGAUGACCAGAGACUUCGGACACGGUACAGGAGAUGACCAGAGACUGCAGACACGGUACAGGAGAUGACCAGAGACUGCGGACAUAGUACAGGAGAUGACCAGAGACUGCGGACAGUACAGAAGAUGACCAGAGACUGCGGACACAGUACAGGAGAUGACCAGAGACUGCGGACACAGUACAGGAGAUGACCAGAG